Molecule: messenger RNA, 936 nt
Organism: Didymella exigua CBS 183.55
Lineage: Eukaryota; Fungi; Ascomycota; Dothideomycetes; Pleosporales; Didymellaceae
Product: glycoside hydrolase family 17 protein
Exons: 2
Coding region: 1-936 (311 amino acids)
Biological process (GO): cell wall organization
Cellular component (GO): fungal-type cell wall; cell surface; extracellular region
Molecular function (GO): glucan endo-1,3-beta-D-glucosidase activity; 1,3-beta-glucanosyltransferase activity
Source: RefSeq, a predicted model, not a curated record
AUGAAGACGACAACAUUCACUCCCAUCCUGGCCCUAGCCACCGCCGCCUCGGCGCAGGUGUCAGGCUUCAACUACGGCUCGACAAACAGCGACGGCUCCUGCCGCGGCUACAGCGAUUUCAUCCGCUAUUUCAAUGACGCCAAAUCGCUCCCCGGCACGUCUGGCUUUCAAGUCGCCCGCCUCUACACCUCCGUCCAGUGCGGUACGUCUGCGUCGCCCAUCUCCGCCUUCCAGGCCGCCAUCGACACAGACACGAAGAUCCUCGUCGGCCUGUGGGCGUCCGCGGGCCGCGCGGCGUACGAGAACGAACUCAACGCGCUCCUCGUUGCGGCGCGGGACCUCGGGUCUGCCUUCACGGACCGCAUUGUAGGCAUCAGCGUUGGCUCCGAGGAUCUGUACCGCGCCAGCCCGCAGGGUGUGGCCAACAACGCCGGCGUCGGCGCGACGGGGACUGAGAUCGAGGGCUACAUUGGCUGGAUCCGCGACUGGAUCCGCGGCACUGCGCUCGAGGGGAAACCCAUUGGGCACGUGGAUACAUGGACGGCGUGGGUGCUGCCCGAGAACCGCGGUGUUGCCGACAGCGUCAACUUUCUCGGUCACAACAGUUUCCCCUACUUCGAGAGCACGAAGCCGAACUCCAUCGAUCUCGCGGCGCAGAACUUCCGCGACGCACUCGCGCAGACCGAGUCCGUCGCCGCCGGCAAGGAGGUCUGGGUCACGGAGACGGGAUGGCCGCGCAUCGGACCCAACUCCCGAGACGCGGUUGCGAGCACAGAGAAUAGCCAGCGGUACUGGAGGGAGGUUGGGUGCAGUCUGUUUGGCAAGCGAAAUGCGUUUUGGUACACGCUCAAGGACGCGAAUUCGGCGCAGACGGACUUGAGCUUUGCUGUUACGCCGCUGGAGAACAAUACUCCUUAUUUCGAUUUGACCUGCUAG